AGGUUUGACAGGCGCACGCAGGCACCGGAGAAGAGACCCUUCAAGGCUCUAUUGUUGGCGCGCGGGGCGCUUGCCGAGGCUUCGAGUGGCUCGAGCUGGCAACGGCAAUUUUCCUGGGAUUCAUCAAAUCGCUUAGAAAGCCCGGCUAACUUCGCCCGCUGAGGAGAAAGUCCCGAACCUCUUUUGAAUUUUUCUAUUUGGGUGCGUGUGUGCGCUCGUGUUUUUGUUUGGAGUUUUCUUUUGUGCGUCUCUCUUCCGAAGCCGCUUUGUGAAAGAACCUUGACACAAGUGUGGAGGCGGCUCUUUUUUGGUCAUGUCUCGACGAAGCCAACGCAUUGGUGGAACUUUUCGCAGUUAUCAAAGUGAGGAUACUGGGAACAGUAGGAUCAGUGGAGGAAGUUCUCUGCUAAGUGGGCCUCAGCCCCUGUUUACAGAUAAUUCAAACAGUCGAACCCUGAGAAAGAAACCAAGCAGUGUGAAACGUCUGUCUCCUAUACCUAGUCUAGGGAUCAGUUCUGCUCCCCAUACUACCGCCUACUACAGUGAGUCUGUCAUUAAUGAGUCUUAUCUAACUGAUGACAGAGGAUUUUCUCUUAAAACUAAUGUGGCCUUUGAUGAGCCAUUGGAAAGCAGUUCUUAUUGGAGUGAGGAUCUUUCACCGAGAAGGAGAAGAGGUAUAGGGGGCAUCGAGUCCAAUAAGAAAAUCAAUGGAUUAGGAGACAAGAAGACAUAUGACACCUAUGGUUCUUCAUCUGGUUAUUCCUCUGAGGAUGACUACACAGGUGGGUCUUCCAUGGACCAGAAUACAUCCAAUUUUGGGUUCAAGAGUGUCCUCUCCAAAGUAGGGUCCUUCAUUUGGUUGGUGCUUUUAGCCCCAGGACGGUUCUUUGGUUUGUUAUACUGGUGGAUGGGGACCAUGUGGUAUCGUCUAACAACUACAGCCUCUCUCCUGGAUGUCUUCAUUUUAACACGGAGCUAUCCAGUGUUGAAGAAGAUAAUGUUGUUUAUGCUUCUGCUCUUGCUCCUGAGCUCUGUUGGUUAUGGUGCAUGGUAUUUUUAUCCCUUUGGGCUUCAACCUUCUAUGUUUUCUUGGGGAACGGUGAAAUUAUUUCCCUCUGGCACCAAGAAGGACCAAGAAAUGGGAGAGACUGCUGUAUUUUCUGAGGCCCAGCAACAGGCUUUGUCUCGUCUCCAGGCACUGGAAAGACGUUUUGAGACCCUGGAAACUGCAGCUUCUAUGCUAGAAUUCCAGAAAAGAAAGAACACAGAAGGUGCCACCCUGUCUCAUGAGGAUACCCUGGUGCUCCUGGAUGGGCUGAUGACUCAGAAAGAGGCAGCCAUGAGAGAGAAGCUUGGCUCAGACAUAGAUCUUCAUCUCCAGGAUAAAUUGGAUGCUUUCCAAUCCCAGGUGCAGAAGGAUUUUGACAAUCUCCUGAAGAAAGUCUCUCAGACUUCUGAGCAGGUGGAGGCCCAGACAAUUGAGAAAACAGCUCAGUGGCAAAGCUCCAUAAAAGAAGACCUAAUGAAUACUUUCCGAAAGGAAAUAGAGAAACUGGAGGACCAUCUAUCAAGUCUGAAAAAUGAAUUUGGGACUUUAAGUUCUAAUCAGAAGGCAUUGUCAAGACAAGUGGAAUCUCUUCCAGGGCAGAUCAAGGAAAUGCGAGAAGAUGUGGAAAUUCAGUUUCCAACAUGGUUUAGCCAAUUCCUGUCCCGAUCUAGAGAGGAUAAAACUGGAAAACCUUUUGUCCAGCAUGAAGAAUUACAAGAGCAGCUACGCAAAUUGGAGCACAAGAUCCUUGCCAAGAUCUUGAAGGACCAAGAAUUGUCUGUGCAGGAUGUUGGAGUCACUCUUCAUAAAGAAGGAAUUACAGGAGUGACUGAGGAGCAAGUUCAUCAUAUUGUGAAUGAUGCCCUGAAGCGCUACAGUGAAGAUCGCAUUGGAAUGGUUGAUUAUGCACUUGAAUCUGGAGGAGCCAGUGUUGUCAGCACCCGGUGUUCAGAAACCUAUGAGACCAAGACUGCACUUCUUAGCCUUUUUGGCAUACCAUUGUGGUAUCAGUCCCAGUCUCCAAGAAUCAUUCUACAGCCAGAUGUCUAUCCUGGAAAUUGUUGGGCUUUCCAAGGCUCCCAAGGUUUUGCUGUCAUCCGCCUUUCAAGCAGGAUCCAUCCCACUGCUGUGACGUUAGAGCAUAUCUCCAAAUCGCUUUCCCCCAGUGGAACCAUUCCCAGUGCCCCCAAGGACAUUGAAGUCUUUGGCUUAGAGGAAGAAGGGCAUCAAGAGGGCAUCCUCCUUGGGAAGUUCACAUACAAUCAAGAUGGGAAUCCUAUCCAAACAUUUCACUUUCAGGAUAUAGAGAAAGAGGCAGCCUUCCAGCUGGUGGAGCUAAGAGUUCUCAGCAACUGGGGCCAUCCAGAAUACACCUGCAUUUACCGUUUCCGUGUGCAUGGGGAGCUGGUCUCAUAACGUCUUCUUGCACCACUAGCUCUAAAGUCACCUACCUCAAGAUCUGCACUUCAGACUGUGAAAGACAGUUGGGAAGCAGUGCCAGGAUGGCAAGCAACUUGGAAUGGGCAAUAUAUCUUUUUUGCUAUGUUUCACAGAGACAGGAUGUAAGCUGUGACUCUCCCUGAUCAGUCAGCUCUCUCCUGGAAACAACACUCUUCUGAAUGCAGAGGAAGAAAGAGGCCUUUUGGAUUUGGUAUUUUAUAUUUAGUUCUUCUUAAAGCAGAUUUUUAAACAUAUUUAAUCCAGUUCAUAUUUACCCCGUCCUUUAUACUUCUCCAAACCUGAUUCUGGUUGUUCCUUUAAAACUCAAUUUUCUGGGGACUGAAGGCAUGUUUAAACAAGCUAAGCAAUGCAGAAAAAAAAUGGCAGUGACAUAAGGUUUGGUGUGAAGUAAGGCUAUAUUAAAGCCUUUGCCAGAUUCUAGGGUCCUAUUUAGGCCCUCAUUAGUGUGUUCUCCCUCCUCCCAAACCUCAACCUCUUCAUAGAAAGGUGCCUUUUACUGUGCCUACUCUGAGUGGUUCUGGGGGAUACAGAAGGUGUACUGGAAACUGUGCAGUUGAAAGUUUUAAAAAGUGGUGUUGUAACUUUGGUCAACUUUAUAUCACCAUCAUAUUGUGUGGAGGCAGGUAGAAGAAUGUUUUCAUGAAAUCUGUCACGGAUGAGGAUUGUAGACUUAGGGCCAUUCCUCUUCCUGUGUAGACAGGAUUCCAUGGGAAGCAGCAAUGCAAAGAUUCAAAAGCUACAGAGAAAAAUAGGGGAUUGUUUAUUAGGGAACUGUGAUGUGUUUAGAAAUUCGAAGCUGCAGUUUUGAAGAAUGGGAAAAAAAGAGUUUUUCUAUGAGGAAAAUAGUGUAAAGAUAAAUUAAAGUUAUUUGUAUGGAUUAACUGUUAACACAUAUGUCCCAAUGUGCAGUAUUUUGUUUCUUAGAAAAUGAGAUAAUAUUGUCAGGCCUUCACACUGGCCUAGAAUCAAAUACACCAGUUCCUAAUAAGAGGGAGAUGGUUGCUAAUGCCAAAGUAUCCAUUAUAUUCAGAGAUGAAAUAUCUCUGAAUAUUGUUUUCUUGAAUAUCCUAUAUAUUUUGCAACCGUCAAUAUUACAAUAUUGGCUCCAAAGACAAAAAUUGUUUCUUAUUGAAUUCUGUCUUUCGACCUGCUUUCAGCAGACAAGUUGCAUAUUGUAGUUCACAAAACGUUAAAAGACUCUUGAGUUGAUUUCAACUCCUGAUGAUAAUGUAAAUAUAUCAGAAGCCGUCAUGAUUUGAACUGUAUAUGUUGGAAAGGGAUUAAAUGCUGUUUUUAAGCUUGCAUAACAUACAUAUUAAUCUCAUAAGCCAUUAAGAGUAGCAGGAACAUGAACUUCUAAUGUACCACAACCUUAUAUUUCUAAGUUAAUUGAAUUUUUAGCCAUUUAUUUGAAUAGUUACAUGAGACAGAGAAAGUUCAACUAAAUGUCUAUAAUAACUUGCUAAACUUAAUCCCAUGAUCACUAAAUAGUAAAUAAAACUGCUAUAUUUCCACAAUUUAUAUAGCAAAAUAUAAGCAUUAAUCAGAGUCCUGAGAUGGCAUAAUUUUUUAAACAUUGCUUAUGGCAUGAAAAAACAGUCUCCCCCUUUAAUAGAAAACAAACACAGCAAAGAAUAAAACAGCAAGCCAAGAAAAACUACGUAUCUCCCUGUUAUGCUAAUUGUUGAUCACAGAAACAAUUUUACAGAUAGAAAGAUUUUUAAAACGGUGUCCUUUUUCUUUGCUUGAAAGUGUCACACUCUAUUUAGCUGCUACCCUUUGUAGUGGAAAAGCUUUGUACUUAGUAUAGGCUUAUGAAAAGAACAUUUUUCUUUUGACUAAAUGGAUCGUCUUUGAAUGAAAUCUCUGCUCAGUAGAUAUAGCCUUCUGGGAUUGUUGCCUAAAUAAUUCCUCCUUCCACCCUUACUUGAGAAGGAAAUAGCUAUACAUGGCAAAAGAGCAUGGAGACUUUCAUGGGUCUCAAAAGAUCCAAUUUUUCAGACUGAAAUAAUUUUGGAAUCAACAAAUGCUUCCUGUUUUAGAAAAAAUGAUCUAAGGGGAAGACAUACAGCCUUGUCCAACAUUUCCAAUUUGGGUCCCUCCAAAAGGUCUGUCAGUCUGUCAAUUAAUAGUUGACAUUGACUUGAUGACCCCGAAUUAAUCCAGAUAGGUUGGGAUUACCAGAACAGAGGUCAGAUGGGGGAAAAUAAUCUGGCAAAGUGAAUAUUAUCUCUAUUCUUGACUGCAAUGGUUUUUAUUAUUUAAAUGAAGCCACAUAAACAUUUAGGUAGGUAACCAUACUGACAACUGAAGAGAGAAUGUAGAGAUAUCUGGUAGCAGGCUGGAAUAGUGCUCUACACCAGAGUACUGUAAAUGUUGAAUGUCCUGGGUUCAAUCUUUGAUAUAUGUGGUUAAAGUUAGGAAAACAAUCUCCAAAUGAUUGUUGCUACCACUAUCCAGAGGAGUUGCAGCAUUUCUC
Thamnophis elegans (Western terrestrial garter snake) is the source of this 4988-nucleotide messenger RNA. It is a transcript of the gene SUN2, whose product is annotated as Sad1 and UNC84 domain containing 2. NCBI's taxonomy places the organism in Eukaryota, Metazoa, Chordata, Lepidosauria, Squamata, Natricidae. The coding region runs from base 314 to 2464 and encodes 716 amino acids. Gene Ontology annotation, cellular component: meiotic nuclear membrane microtubule tethering complex; nuclear envelope. The record is from RefSeq and is a predicted model, not a curated record. Gene Ontology annotation, molecular function: protein-membrane adaptor activity. The transcript is spliced from 18 exons. Gene Ontology annotation, biological process: nuclear envelope organization.